This is a messenger RNA of Stegodyphus dumicola, 2244 nucleotides long. Its product is annotated as T-box transcription factor TBX20-like. Gene Ontology annotation, biological process: regulation of transcription by RNA polymerase II; heart development; positive regulation of DNA-templated transcription. Gene Ontology annotation, cellular component: nucleus; chromatin. Gene Ontology annotation, molecular function: DNA-binding transcription factor activity, RNA polymerase II-specific; RNA polymerase II cis-regulatory region sequence-specific DNA binding. NCBI's taxonomy places the organism in Eukaryota, Metazoa, Arthropoda, Arachnida, Araneae, Eresidae. The record is from RefSeq and is a predicted model, not a curated record.
GGGUGGGUCACAGGGGGCGCUACAAGACGAGUCGCGGGUACUGGAAGAGAAGGGGAGAGGACUGCGAGGGAUACGAGCAAGCGACACCCCCUCAUGUUCUAAGCAGUUUUAGCAUUCUCCACUUUGUUCCGUUUCAGAAUGCCAGGGCUACCGCAGAGAAGGUAUCCACCUGCGAACACAUGGACACCUCUAUUUUUAAAGCUGUGAAUACAUUUGUAGCCACAUGAUCACAUGCCGUCAUUGCGUAGUUUUUUAAAAAAACGGAGGCAGAAAAAUAUUUGCAUUAAAUAUAGUUAGUAAAGUUUUGUUAACUUUUGAAAACAUUAUCACCGCAUAUUGCUUAGUAAAAACAGUUGAUGUUCGUGUUAAACUAUGUAGAAGUUGCUUUUUAAAAAGCUGAAAAUGGCUUGUUCGGAGAUUUUGCAGGAGAAAACAGCGAACCGCUUUUUAUAAAAGAACACUGAAAUGAAUUACAAUCAUUAUAAGCAAAUGUCAUCUAUGAUCUCUGUUAACCAUUUGCUCAUGGGCAAGACGUAAUGGACAGCAGCUAGAGAAACUUAGAUGGUGGCCCCAACUUCAAGGGCCCAGUUCAUGGUGGAUACUGGAGACUUGGUGAAACAGCUGGUCAGGGGGCACGUGCCACCGCUCUCUGCCAGGGCCAAGGACUUUUCCAUCGAUUCCCUGAUCUCUCGUUCCCAGAUGCCGUUCAGUGACGACAGCUGCAACGAAAGUUGUUGCUCCGAGGAGCCCCUGAUGUCGCCAGUCCCUGAAGAACCUCUUCUCUCUCCCCUUGAGAAACUGGUUGAGAGGACAACAAGUCCAGGUCAGCUGAUCCAGACUAUAUCCCAAGCCAGUAAUCCAAAUCAAGUGCGGAAAAGCGAAACUUUCAGCCCUGUCGGCGGCGCAUCGGAAAAAACCGAAGAAGGAAAAUCCGGCUCCAAGCAACCCGCCCCGAAAGAUCCUCGUCUCCAGGCCAGGUGCAACUGCGAAGAAUUGAGAAACGUGGAAGCUAUCCUUGAAACAAAGGACUUAUGGGAUAAAUUCUUCGAACUUGGAACUGAGAUGAUCAUUACGAAGACUGGAAGACGAAUGUUUCCAACUCUGAGAAUAUCCUUCACCGGCAUCGAUACAAGCGUGUCUUCUGCUAAGUACGCUGUUCUAUUGGACAUAGUACCAGUAGACCAAAAGCGAUAUCGAUAUGCUUAUCACAGAUCUUCGUGGCUGGUAGCUGGUAAAGCAGACCCACCUUCGCCUGCCCGACUUUAUACUCACCCGGACUCACCGUUUAGUGCAGACCAGUUACGGAAACAAGUGGUCUCCUUCGAAAAGGUCAAGUUGACAAAUAACGAGAUGGACAAACAAGGACAUAUUGUCCUGAAUUCCAUGCACAAAUAUCAACCUCGAAUCCAUCUUGUCCGUCUAAGACAAGAUAGUCACAACUCUCCCAUCAUCUCCGACUUGGAGCAAGAAAGAUUCCGGACAUAUAUUUUCCCGGAAACUGUUUUCACAGCUGUUACGGCUUACCAGAAUCAACUGAUUACUAAACUAAAAAUAGACAGUAAUCCUUUCGCCAAAGGCUUUAGGGAUUCUUCUCGGCUGACCGAUCUAGAAAGAGAAUCUGUGGAAACAUUACUGAGGGAGCAUGCCUUCCGUCAUUCUCCUUUCCGAUCUCUAAUAACAGGUGAUCUAUCGCCAGAACAACAUGCCUUGGCAAACGCUGCGGCUCUGGGACGCAUUCCUUCUAGCAGCGAGCUAUUGCUGUUGGCAUCUCAAAAUGGAGCUUCACCAUGGAAAUUCCCAGGUGCGCUUGGCUUAGGAAUGGCAGAUUUCAGCUCACUGAUGGCUUCGACAAAUCCUCAACAAGCAGCUGCCCAUUUUGCUAGUUUCUACUUUGGUAUACCAAGGGCAUUCUUUCCCUCGAGUUUACCAGCGCAUUUGGGAGCAAUGACUCCAGCUACUACCAGCAGUAUUAAUCCCAGUGAUAUAGCUGGCCAAGCAAGGACUACUGCACCUUCCAAUUACCCACAAUUAACAGGAAGUGCUAUGGCCAGCCAAGCACUUUAUACCACAAGACUACAACUGUCGGGUCUCUAUCCAGGAUUGAGAUUUCAUCCGUAUUUCCAACCACGGCUUCUACGCCCUUCAUCGGUGACACAGAAAACGGUUGAUUCCAGCUCUGACUGUGAUACUAUGAGCCCCGGUGUAUAAGUAUCUACAUUUUCUGUGAUUUCUAGAGAUGUCAAU